GUAGGUUCAACAUUUCCGGUUUGGAAACAACAACAACAAACGUGCAUUGAAAAAUUAAAAUAUGCUAUUCAUCAUUUAAUAAUAGUUAUCAAAGAUGGCCUUCUCGUUGACAUCAGAUAUGAAUUUGCUGAAGAAUAUGCCUGCCUAUAAACCAUUACUGAAAACAGUAUUGAAAUCACAGAUUCAACUGCUGGUUGAGCAGCUAUCAGAAUAUGGGGAUGAAGAGUGUAUGUUCCUGACUGCCAGCUUGACGGAUGGUACCUUAUCAUACAUUGGUUCAAAAUAUGGACACUCAUUUUUAACCAAAUAUAAAAAUAUCAAAGGAAACUUCUUGAAGUUUUGUCUAGAAAAAAACAAUGACUCAAAUCAUGUUCAACAUUUGACAACUGUUCAGUCACCUGGACCACCCAAAGAACAAAGAAAAUUGAACAAAAGACAGCACAUCAUAAAACAGCCUGAGCCCAAACGAUUCAAACUGGAGUCUCAUGAUACAGACGUAUCGGCAAAUGAAUUAAUUGCAGAUAUUACUGUAGAUACUUCUCCUAAACAAUCAAAAGACAAUAUUGAUACUAGUACAAGUAGGCAAAGUGAACAAAGUGAAAAGAAUAAGGAGAAAAUGAAACACCAACAAGAAACAAAGAUUGUUAAAUAUAGUCAUGAAAUAAAUGGUUACGAAAUAGGUUUAAAGGGAUCAAAAGAAAAUGAUGAGAUUCAAAACUGUGAUAAUUUUGAUGACACAAAUAACAUGAACAGUUUUAUUGUCAAAGUAGAACCUGACUGGGAAGCAAAUUGUGAAGAUGUUACAAUAAACAUGGAGGAUAAAUUUAACACGGAGAGUUCAGCUAGAGGUACAACAAACACGGAGAAUAGAUAUAACAGGGAGAGUUCAGUUUCCUCUGAGAAUAGUUUAAGCUGUACGGACAUUUCUUCAUCAUAUCAAAAUUCUAGGUCAGGAUUAAAAGAAGCUUUUCUGCGGCCAGAAUUUCUAUGCUGUAAUGAUAGGCUGAUCUGGGAGAAAAACAAACUACCGAAGCAAAAGCGCGUCAUUAAAUCGGUUCCACUUUGGAAGAAGUACAGUGCAAUAAAAGAAGUAGAACUUAAAAAAGAAAACAAAAGUUAUGAUUGCUCAAGAGUUUAAUGUAGCCUCAAAGCACAUUAUCAACAUGGUUGAAACAUUCUGAACAAAUUAAGGCUGAUGUUGGAAAAAGAAAUAAUAGAUCCGAGAAAAAAGAAACGGCGAUUUUUCUAAUUUUCAUGACAUCGAGACUGCUUUACUCGAGUGGCUUAAAAUCGUUCAUCUUCAGGCAGUAAAAUUCCAAAAAUAACUAGUGUCAAUAUCUGUGACAAAGCAAAACAGCUUGCCCAGCAGUUUGGGUACACUACAGAGACGUUUAAAUGCUCCAAAGGUUGGGUUGAGAGGUUCAAAGCAAGACAUGGCUUUGAUAAAAACUUUGUCAAAAGGAGACAA
Molecule: messenger RNA, 1468 nt
Organism: Ruditapes philippinarum (Manila clam)
Lineage: Eukaryota; Metazoa; Mollusca; Bivalvia; Venerida; Veneridae
Exons: 5
Coding region: 95-1138 (347 amino acids)
Source: RefSeq, a predicted model, not a curated record